Sorex araneus (European shrew) is the source of this 2510-nucleotide messenger RNA. RefSeq names its product interferon regulatory factor 2 binding protein 1 (gene IRF2BP1). NCBI's taxonomy places the organism in Eukaryota, Metazoa, Chordata, Mammalia, Eulipotyphla, Soricidae. Gene Ontology annotation, biological process: regulation of transcription by RNA polymerase II. The record is from RefSeq and is a predicted model, not a curated record. The transcript has a single exon. Gene Ontology annotation, cellular component: nucleus. Gene Ontology annotation, molecular function: transcription corepressor activity. The coding region runs from base 369 to 2117 and encodes 582 amino acids.
GUUGCAGCGGCGGCGGCGGCGGCGGCGGCGGCGGCGGCGGCGGGAGCGGCGGCGGGACCGGAGGCGGCGGCUGCCCGCGGCCCAUCGCGGCGCCGGAGCUUGUGCGUCUCGGCCCGGAGCCCGGCCCGGGCGGCGGCGCCGACGUGCCUCUGCCAGCUUUUUUUCAAGGAGGCGGGAGUAAGGAAAAAGGCUUAGGGCCCAGGGGGCGGGGAAGGGGGGCCGGGCCUGGAUCCGGCGGGGAGGCCGAGCCCGAGGCCCGACCGUGGCUCGCGCGGGCCGGGGGACACGGAUCGAAAGGCGGCGGCGGUGCGGAUCUCACGGCGGCGGCGGGUGGGGCCCGGGGGCCCGGGGGCGCGCGCGCGGGCACCAUGGCGUCGGUGCAGGCCUCCCGCCGCCAGUGGUGCUACCUGUGCGACCUGCCCAAGAUGCCGUGGGCCAUGGUGUGGGACUUCAGCGAGGCCGUGUGCCGCGGCUGCGUGAAUUUCGAGGGCGCCGAUCGCAUCGAGCUGCUCAUCGACGCCGCUCGCCAGCUCAAGCGCAGCCACGUGCUCCCCGAGGGUCGCUCCCCGGGGCCCCCGGCCCUCAAGCAUCCGGCCACGAAAGACCUGGCCACGGCCGCCGCGCAGGGGCCCCAGCUGCCGCCCCCGCAGGCCCAGCCCCAGCCUUCGGGGACGGGCGGCGGCGUCUCGAGCCAGGACCGCUAUGACAGGGCCACCUCCUCUGGCCGCCUCCCCCUGCCCUCUCCCGCCUUGGAGUACACGCUGGGCUCCCGCCUGGCCAAUGGGCUGGGCCGCGAAGACGUGGUGGCCGAGGGGGCGCGCAGGGCUCUGCUUGGCUCCAUGCCCGGCCUGGUACCCCCCGGGCUGCUGGCAGCUGCGGUGUCCGGCCUGGGGAGCCGCGGCCUGACCCUCGCACCCGGCUUAAGUCCUGCCCGUCCAGUCUUCGGCUCCGAUUUCGAGAAGGAGAAGCAACAGAGGAAUGCGGACUGCCUGGCCGAACUGAACGAGGCCAUGCGGGGCCGGGCAGAGGAGUGGCACGGGCGCCCCAAGGCGGUGCGGGAGCAGCUGCUGGCCCUGUCCGCCUGUGCCCCCUUCAAUGUGCGCUUCAAGAAGGAUCACGGGCUGGUGGGCCGGGUCUUCGCCUUCGAUGCCACCGCCCGCCCGCCGGGCUAUGAGUUCGAGCUGAAGCUCUUCACCGAGUACCCCUGCGGCUCCGGCAACGUGUACGCAGGCGUCCUGGCUGUGGCCCGCCAGAUGUUCCAUGACGCCCUGCGGGAGCCCGGCAAGGCCCUGGCCUCUUCGGGCUUCAAGUACCUCGAGUACGAGCGCCGCCAUGGCUCGGGCGAGUGGCGCCAGCUGGGCGAGCUGCUGACCGAUGGUGUCCGCAGCUUCCGCGAGCCCGCGCCGGCUGAGGCCUUGCCCCAGCAGUACCCAGAGCCGGCCCCCGCCGCCCUGUGCGGCCCGCCCCCUCGAGCGCCAUCCAGGAACCUGGCCCCCACCCCGCGCCGCCGCAAAGCCUCCCCCGAGCCCGAGGGCGAGGCGGCGGGAAAGAUGACCACGGAGGAACAGCAGCAGCGCCACUGGGUGGCACCCGGGGGGCCCUACUCGGCCGAGACCCCUGGCGUGCCCUCCCCGAUUGCGGCCCUGAAGAACGUGGCCGAGGCCCUGGGCCACUCGCCCAAGGACCCCGGUGGCGGGGGUGGGCGCGCUGGGGGGGCCAGCCCGGCGGCCUCGUCCACUGCCCCGCCCCCCACACCCCACCGCCUGGUGGCUCGCAAUGGUGAGACAGAAGUCAGCCCCACGGCUGGGGCGGAAGCGGUCAGCGGCGGGGGCAGUGGCACCGGAGCCACCCCGGGGGCCCCCCUGUGCUGUACCCUCUGCCGGGAGCGGCUGGAAGACACCCACUUCGUCCAGUGCCCCUCGGUACCCGGACACAAGUUCUGCUUCCCCUGCUCGAGGGAGUUCAUCAAGGCGCAGGGCCCCGCGGGGGAGGUUUACUGUCCCAGUGGGGACAAGUGUCCGCUGGUGGGCUCUUCCGUCCCCUGGGCCUUUAUGCAGGGUGAGAUCGCCACCAUCCUUGCUGGAGACAUCAAGGUCAAGAAAGAACGGGACCCCUAGGCCACCCCUGCAACCAUUUACUCUGCCCUGGCCUCCCUCCGCCACUGCGGAUAACUUAUUCCCCCUCCUGCCCCGCUCUCCCCCUCCCUCACUGUGUACAUACCUCUUCCUCAUCCCCUUGGGUCCCCGGGGUAGAUGCAUCGAGGGUGGGGGGAGAAAGCUUGUGGCUUCUGUCCGAGGGGGUAUUUGGGGUCCCUCGACUCCUCCAGUGUCCCUCUCCCCUCCUUGGCUUGGCUUGGCUGCUGCUUGUAGUUGAGGGAGAGUGGACCCCUCCCCCUGGCGAUGGGGCCUCCAGAAAUCUCGCUCUUUAUAAACGAAGCAAAAAACAUUUAUUACCCCUCCUCUCUCUCUCCCGCCCCCUUUUUCCUCCUUCAAUAAACCGAAAGAUGGUUU